AUGAGAACGCGCAGCGUGGUUGCUGCUGUUGGCGAGCGGUGCCAGGCAGCGGGAGCGGCGCUGCGGGCCCCGGGGCUCCCUGGGCAGCGUGUCGGCGGGCACCCGGAGCGGGUGCGAUCAGCUGAAGGACCGGAUUCUGGGUCGCUGCUGGAGCUGCACAAGCGGCGGAAGGCGCUGAGUGAGCCCGAGGUGCGUUACUACCUGCGCCAGACCAUCCUGGGCUGCCAGUACCUGCAUAGCCACCGCGUCAUUCACCGGGACCUUAAGCUGGGCAACCUCUUCCUCAGCGACGACAUGGAGGUGAAGAUCGGUGACUUUGGCCUGGCCACCAAAGUGGAGUACGAUGGUGAGCGCAAGAAGACCCUGUGUGGGACCCCCAACUACAUUGCCCCAGAGGUGCUGGGCAAGAAGGGGCACAGCUUUGAGGUGGACAUCUGGUCCAUCGGCUGCAUCAUGUACACUCUGCUGGUGGGGAAACCACCUUUUGAAACUUCUUGUCUAAAAGAAACGUAUAUCCGAAUCAAGAAGAACGAAUAUACCAUUCCCAAGCAUAUCAACCCUGUAGCUGCUAACCUCAUCCAGAAGAUGCUGAGGUCUGAUCCUGCCACGCGCCCAACUAUCGACGAGUUGCUGAAUGAUGAGUUCUUCACGUCGGGGUACAUCCCCAGCCGCUUGCCCACCAGCUGUCUCACCGUUGCACCUAGAUUUUCAAUUGCUCCCAGUGGACUUGAACUGAACGGGCGAAAGCCGCUGACUGCGCUUAACAAAGGACCAGACAGCCCUGCACUAGAGAACUUGCCUGAAAAGGAAGACGUAGCUGGGCUGCGGGAGCUGGGAGAUGCUGUUGACUGUCACUUAGCUGACAUGUUACAGCAGCUGACUGCAGUCAACUCGGCCAAGCCCUCUGAGAGAGUGGCAGCUAGACAAGAAGAAGCUGAAGACCCAGCCUGCAUUCCCAUCUUCUGGGUUAGCAAAUGGGUGGACUACUCAGAUAAAUAUGGUCUAGGUUACCAGCUGUGUGACAACAGUGUUGGAGUUCUCUUCAACGACUCCACUCGUCUUAUUAUGUACAACGAUGGGGACAGCUUGCAGUACAUUGAGCAAAACAGCACCGAGUCCUACUUCACUGUGAGGUCCUACCCCUCUGCCUUGAACAAGAAGAUAACACUAUUGAAAUACUUCCGGAACUACAUGAGCGAGCACUUGCUGAAGGCAGGUGCAAACAUCACGCCACGGGAAGGAGACGAGCUGGCCCGUUUACCCUACCUCUGCACGUGGUUCCGGACCCGCAGCGCCAUCAUCCUGCACCUCAGCAAUGGCACUGUGCAAAUCAACUUUUUCCAGGACCAUACCAAAGUCAUCUUGUGCCCUCUCAUGGCUGCUGUCACAUACAUAGAUGAGAAACGGGACUUCCGCACGUACAAGCUGAGCCUCAUUGAGGAACACGGAUGCUGCAAGGAGCUGGCCAGCCGGCUCCGCUAUGCUCGCACCAUGGUGGAGAAACUCCUCAGUUCAAAGUCUGGCUCAGCCCGUGUGAAACCCUCUGCUUAGACCUUGUUCUCGAUGGACUCAACAUCUGUGCCAAACUGUCCCAGCUGUGGAUGGCGAGGUCUAGUAGCAUCCCUGCUCGCACUGUAACCUCCCAUCACAUAGCUGGGCUCCCACUCUGGGUAUGGCCUAGUUGCCACAAGGAAGCCCCCGAUGCUGUGGGAACAGCAUUGUUCACUCUGGCUGAUACCCAAAGGUUUCUUGCUCCCGACCCUAAUAGAAAGUCUAUUUUUUAAUUGCAUACCUAGUCUUUUUUUUUUUCCCUAACUUCCCAAAGCCAAAAGCCUGACUCAAAAACCAACCCUCUUGUUUGAGGCUCCUGGGCCUUCUCUCAAGAGAAAAAAAGCACAGGGAGAGCAGAACUAUCAUGUAAGUUAUUUGUACAUGGCUGUG
Nipponia nippon (crested ibis) is the source of this 1941-nucleotide messenger RNA. The record is from RefSeq and is a predicted model, not a curated record. Lineage: Eukaryota; Metazoa; Chordata; Aves; Pelecaniformes; Threskiornithidae.